Molecule: messenger RNA, 289 nt
Organism: Staurois parvus
Lineage: Eukaryota; Metazoa; Chordata; Amphibia; Anura; Ranidae
Source: the annotation of a GenBank genome assembly
CCGGGAGACCAGAUAUAGUGAAUGCAGGGUCCGGGGGGGGGACCAGAUAUAGUGAAUGCAGGGUCCGGGGAGACCGGAUAUAGCAAAUGCAGGGUCUGGGGAGACCAGAUAUAGUGAAUGCAGGGUCCUGGGGAGAUCAAAUAUAGUGAAUGCAGGGUCUGGGGAGAUCAGAUAUAGUGAAUGCAGGGUCCGGGGAGAUCAGAUAUAGUGAAUGCAGGGUCCGGGGAGACCAGAUAUAGUGAAUGCAGGAUAUAGUGAAUGCAGGGUCCGGGGAGACCAGAUAUAGUGA